AUUUAUUUAUUCAUUUUACUUCAAUCUGUUCAAACAAAAAUAUAAUCAGACAAUUUAAUUUUGCAAAAAUCUAUUAGAAUCACUAAAAAAAACAUGGUUAUCUUACAAGUCAAACGGGGAGAUGAAAAUCUUUUUCUAUACGAGACAAGUGUUAAUGAAAAUACCACCAACAUUAUCAAAGAUAUAACGGCCAUCUAUAAUGGUCGUUUGAAAAUCGAACGGAUUUGCAUGGAAAUGGAGGAGUUGGCUUCGCAUGGCACUCUCUUGCCACCGGAAAUCAUGGGUCUUACCGAUGAACAGGUAGAGGAACUGAAAUUAAAAGAUGUAUGGGGUGAGAAGUGUAUACCAUCUGGUGGAUUUAUAUUCAACAAAGAUCCUAUUGGACGUCGCAAUGGUAGACAGCCUAAAGAAAACAUGCAGCAGGUAUUACGAAAUGCCAUAACAGAUGCCAAGGCUUUGAUUGAUAAAAAAUUGGUGGUGGCUAAAAAACCACUCACUCUUAAGAUUGUGGCAGAAGCUUUAAAUCUUCUUAAGGGCUCCGUUACAAUUGUCUAUCCUAUGCAAUUGCCGCCACAUGAUAUAAUACGCAUGGAAUUUAAUAACACCGAAGAUUUGACGGGUACCCAAGCUUCGAAGGAGGUAAUUGAGCCAUCUAAGGCUCAACUAUGGUUUGCAGGCCGUUUAAUAAUGUACGAUAAAAAGUUGUCGCAAUUUAUUGGCAACAAUGACAAGACCAAAGUUGUGGUUAAAUUAAAUACUCUGGGAGAGGGUAUUCCAUCGCGUGAACCUGUUAUUACCGAAGACAUUCGCAAACGUAUGAUGGCCGAUGCUUAUAGGCGUCAGGAGGAGCUGAAGAAAUUGGAAAUUGAUGAGGACGAUAAUUAUUUGAAUUCUUCCUGGGCUGAUAGUGGCAGUUUUAAGAGACAAGCUCAUGGUUUGGAUAAUGUGCACUUUCGCAUGGGUUUAUAGAUAAUAAUUUGUAGUAUUUUAAUAAUAAUUAAAACAAGAAAUUUGUUUUAAUAAACUGGAGAUUUUAUUCUUUUGAUUAUGAAA
Messenger RNA from Calliphora vicina (urban bluebottle blowfly), 1053 nucleotides. Its product is annotated as cilia- and flagella-associated protein 298. Gene Ontology annotation, biological process: regulation of cilium movement. NCBI's taxonomy places the organism in Eukaryota, Metazoa, Arthropoda, Insecta, Diptera, Calliphoridae. Bases 94 to 969 code for a protein of 291 amino acids. The record is from RefSeq and is a predicted model, not a curated record. The transcript has a single exon.